Messenger RNA from Acanthisitta chloris (rifleman), 3073 nucleotides. It is a transcript of the gene TBC1D9, whose product is annotated as TBC1 domain family, member 9 (with GRAM domain). Gene Ontology annotation, molecular function: calcium ion binding. The annotation marks the transcript as partial. The transcript has 20 exons. NCBI's taxonomy places the organism in Eukaryota, Metazoa, Chordata, Aves, Passeriformes, Acanthisittidae. The record is from RefSeq and is a predicted model, not a curated record.
GUCUCCUUGUGGGUACUCUUGAUGUCGUGCUGGACUCCAGUGCCAGGGUGGCACCAUAUCGAAUCCUGUACCAAGCUCCAGAUUCCUUGGUCUAUUGGACUAUUGCCUGUGGUUGCUCCAGGAAGGAAAUCACUGAACACUGGGAAUGGCUUGAACAGAAUUUGUUGCAAACUCUUUCAAUCUUUGAAAAUGAGAAUGACAUAAAUACCUUUGUCAGAGGAAAAAUACAGGGCAUCAUCGCUGAGUACAACAAAAUCAACGGCAUCAAGGAGGAUGAUGACACGGAAAAAUUCAAGGAAGCCAUAGUGAAAUUUCACAAGCUCUUUGGGAUGCCAGAAGAGGAGAAAUUAGUGAACUACUACUCCUGCAGCUACUGGAAGGGGAAGGUUCCCCGGCAGGGCUGGGUGUACCUCAGCAUUAAUCACCUCUGCUUUUACUCCUUCCUCAUGGGCAGGGAAGCAAAGUUAGUCAUUCGCUGGGUUGACAUCACUCAGCUCGAGAAGAACGCGACGCUGCUCUUCCCUGACAUGAUCAAAGUGAGCACAAGGUCAAGUGAGCAUUUCUUCUCGGUGUUCCUCAAUAUCAGUGAGACAUUCAAGCUGAUGGAGCAGCUUGCCAACAUAGCCAUGCGGCAGCUUUUGGACAACGAGGGCUUCGAGCAGGACAGGUCAUUGCCCAAGCUGAAGAAGAAGUCCCCCAAGAAGGUAUCUGCGCUUAAACGGGACCUCGAUGCGAGGGCAAAGAGCGAGAGGUACCGCGCGCUGUUCCGCCUGCCCAAGGACGAGAAGCUGGAUGGGCACACCGACUGCACACUCUGGACUCCCUUCAACAAGAUGCAUAUCCUGGGCCAGAUGUUUGUCUCUACGAACUACAUUUGCUUUACUAGCAAAGAAGAGAACUUGUGCAGCCUUAUUAUCCCUCUGCGAGAGGUGACAAUCGUGGAGAAGGCAGACAGCUCCAGUGUGCUGCCCAGCCCUCUGUCCAUCAGCACCAAAAACAGGAUGACCUUCCUCUUCGCCAACCUGAAAGACAGAGACUUUCUGGUACAGAGGAUCUCAGACUUCUUGCAGCAAACCACUUCAAAAAUAUACUUGGAAAGAAAUAUUUCUGGAAGCUACAUCAGCUCGGAUGAUGAGGUGUUUACAAGGUCAAGCAGUUCAGUCUCCGCCAGCCCUCACAAAAGCCUCAGCUCCGAGUCGGAAGGAGAGCGACAGUUCAACCUCAAUGACAAUGGCAUUCCAACAGCAACUCAGGCCCUGAUGACCAUGUACCGGCGCAGGUCACCCGAGGAGUUCAACCCUAAGCUGGCUAAAGAGUUCCUGAAAGAACAGGCCUGGAAGAUUCACUUUGCUGAAUAUGGCCAAGGGGUGUGUAUGUAUCGCACCGAGAAGACCAGAGACCUGGUGCUGAAGGGCAUCCCAGAGAGCAUGAGAGGGGAGCUCUGGCUGCUCUUCUCAGGAGCCAUUAAUGAAAUGGCCACUCACCCUGGCUAUUACGAGGACCUGGUGGAGAGGUCGAUGGGCAAGUACAACCUUGCGACGGAGGAGAUCGAGCGGGACCUGCACCGCUCGCUGCCGGAGCACCCGGCGUUCCAGAACGAGAUGGGCAUCGCCGCGCUCAGGAGAGUCCUGACGGCCUAUGCCUUCAGGAACCCCAGCAUCGGGUACUGCCAGGCUAUGAACAUUGUCACUUCGGUGCUCCUCCUUUAUGCCAAAGAGGAGGAAGCUUUCUGGCUGCUGGUGGCUCUGUGUGAGCGUAUGCUGCCUGACUACUACAACACAAGGGUUGUUGGAGCUCUGGUGGAUCAGGGUGUCUUCGAGGAGCUGGCUCGAGACUACAUCCCACAGCUGUAUGACUGCAUGCAGGACCUGGGGGUGAUAUCCACCAUUUCCCUGUCCUGGUUCCUCACUCUCUUCCUCAGUGUCAUGCCAUUUGAGAGUGCAGUGGUGGUUGUGGAUUGUUUCUUCUGUGAAGGAAUAAAGGUGAUAUUUCAAUUAGCACUCGCUGUCCUCGAAGCUAAUGUAGACAAGCUGCUUAACUGUAAAGAUGAUGGAGAAGCCAUGACAGUCUUGGGAAGAUACUUGGACAGUGUAACUAACAAGGACAGCACUCUCCCACCCAUUCCUCAUCUGCACUCACUGCUCAGCGACGAUGUGGAGCCUUACCCUGAGGUGGAUAUUUUCAGGCUGAUCAGGUCUUCCUAUGAGAAAUUUGGAAGCAUCCGAGCAGAUUUAAUUGAGCAAAUGAGAUUCAAACAGAGACUGAAAGUUAUCCAAACUCUGGAGGACACUACAAAGCGCAACGUGGUCCGGACAAUCGUGACGGAGACUUCCUUCACCAUCGACGAGCUGGAGGAGCUCUAUGCUCUUUUCAAGGCAGAACAUCUGACGAGCUGCUACUGGGGUGGGAGCAGCGCGGCCCUGGAGCGGCACGACCCCAGCCUGCCCUACCUGGAGCAGUACCGCAUCGACCUGGAGCAGUUCAAGGGCAUGUUCAGGCUGCUGUUCCCCUGGGCAUGCGGGGCCCACUCGGACACGCUGGCUGCUCGUCUCUUCAGGCUCCUGGACGAGAACGGCGACCUGCUCAUCAACUUCCGCGAGUUCGUCUGGGGCCUCAGUGCAGCGUGCCACGGGGACCUCACGGAGAAGCUGAAGCUGCUGUACAAAAUGCACGUUCUGCCCGACCCAUCCCCGGAGCAGGAAGAGCCAGACUCUGCCUUUGAGGCUACUCAGUACUUCUUUGAAGACAUCACACCGGAAUGCACGCACGUGGUUGGCCUGGACAGCAGGAGCAGACCAGGAGUAGACGAUGGGUUUGUCACAGUGAGCCUGAAAACAGACAAAGGCAAGAAGAGCUCACAAGAGAAUCGGAAUUAUCUGAGGAUGUGGAGCCAAGAGAAUAAAUCCAAAGCAAAAAACACGAAGGACUUGCCCAAGCUGAAUCAGGGACAGUUCAUCGAGCUGUGUAAGACGAUGUACAACAUGUUCAGCGAGGACCCCAACGAGCAGGACCUGUACCACGCCACGGCGGCGGUGACCAGCCUGCUGCUGGAGAUCGGCGAGGUGGGCAAGCU